GCAAGGUGUUCACAAUCUUAUUUCAUAUUCUCUGAAGUAAUAUUGAAAAGUAUCAAAAAUGGGUCUAAACAAGUCAAACUGUGUUCUGCUUUUAGUGCUGGUAUCUUUGGCUAUUAUUAAAGAGAAUCCCGCAAGCUCUGAGGAUGUUGGUUCACAAGGUAAAAAUCGACUGAUGCUCGCAAGGUGUAAUUAUACUGUAGCGGGUUUCCGUUCAUGCGCUUCUUGUCAUGACGUAAUAUUGUGCACGCCACUGGACGUCGGCAUUGUACGUCCCUGCAGAGGCAACAAGAGUAACUGUAACGAGGGCGCCUGCUCGGAUACACCCAGUGCCAACUGUAAUUCCACCUCAUCGCAAAAGAGGCGACCCACCUUCGGUUUUACUAUUAGGUUUUAGAGAUUAACAGAAUGCAACGUCAUACAACGAGGAAAAUAUUAUAGACGAAUUAAAUAUAUUACGCAAAAUCA
Papilio machaon (common yellow swallowtail) is the source of this 465-nucleotide messenger RNA. RefSeq lists its product as uncharacterized. The transcript has 4 exons. The coding region runs from base 59 to 394 and encodes 111 amino acids. NCBI's taxonomy places the organism in Eukaryota, Metazoa, Arthropoda, Insecta, Lepidoptera, Papilionidae. The record is from RefSeq and is a predicted model, not a curated record.